Manis javanica (Malayan pangolin) is the source of this 7084-nucleotide messenger RNA. The record is from RefSeq and is a predicted model, not a curated record. Lineage: Eukaryota; Metazoa; Chordata; Mammalia; Pholidota; Manidae.
UAGCAACUGAACCUAGCAACUGGGAAUUCGUCAAGUGGCUGCGGAUCUCAGCUGAAGGGCUUUGGAAACGCUGCGCUCACAUUGAGCAGUUUCCAGCCUCCUGGGCAAGGGAACAGUCUCCUCCCUUGCCUGGGACUCUGGAACCAUCUCGUUCUGGUGAAAGUAAGAGGCAAUCUAGGAUCAUACGCCUUUCGCGGAGAAAAAGCUGACAUGCCCGUCCUGUAUGACAGAUUGCUGAAGCUAAAGGAGGUGUUUAAGUCUAAGUUUGGAUCCCUUCCCAAGUUUUAUGUUCGAGCACCAGGAAGAGUCAACAUAAUAGGAGAGCAUAUAGACUACUGUGGAUAUUCUGUUCUUCCAAUGGCUAUAGAACAAGAUAUGUUAAUAGCUGUGGAACCUGUGAAAACACACACUCUCCAAUUGGCCAAUACAAAUCCCUUGUACUCGGACUUCAGUACUAGUGCUAAUAACACUGAGAUUGACAAAACCAAGCCUCUGUGGCACAACUACUUCCUAUGUGGAUUUAAAGGAAUUCAGGAACACUUUGGUCUUAGUAACCUGCCUGGAAUGAAUUGCUUGGUGGAUGGAAACAUCCCACCAAGUUCUGGCCUCUCCAGCUCCAGUGCUUUGGUCUGUUGCGCUGGCUUGGCAAUGCUCACGGUGCUGGGAAUGAGCCUAUCCAAGAUGAAACUUGCAGAGAUCUGCACCAAGAGUGAGCAUUAUAUUGGCACUGAAGGAGGAGGGAUGGACCAGUCCAUAUCAUUUCUUGCAGAAGAAGGAACUGCCAAGCUGAUAGAGUUUAGUCCUCUGAGGGCAACUGAUGUGAAACUCCCAAGUGAAGCAGUGUUUGUGAUUGCCAACAGCUGUGUGGAAAUGAAUAAGGCAGCAACUUCUCAUUUCAACAUCAGGGUAAUGGAGUGUCGGCUGGCUGCAAAGCUCCUGGCUAAGUACAAAGGCUUGCAAUGGGAUAAAGUACUGCGGCUGGAGGAGGUACAGGCCAAACUAGGGGUCAGUCUGGAAGAAAUGCUGUUGAUCACAGAGGAUGCCCUUCACACUGAGCCUUAUAGCCCCGAGGAGGUCUGCAGGUGUCUGGGAAUUAGCCUACAGGAACUCCGGACCCAAAUCCUGAGUCCAAACACUCAAGAUGUGCUCAUCUUCAAACUGUGCCAGCGGGCCAAGCACGUGUACAGCGAGGCUGCACGAGUGCUCCAGUUUAAGAAGAUGUGUGAGGAAGCGCCUGAUGACAUGGUCCCGCUGCUGGGGGAGUUAAUGAACCAGAGCCACGCGAGCUGCCGGGACAUGUAUGAGUGCAGCUGCCCAGAGCUGGACCAGCUCGUGGACAUCUGUCGGAAGUUUGGGGCUCCAGGGUCACGACUUACUGGAGCAGGAUGGGGAGGCUGCACGGUAUCAAUAGUCCCUGCGGACAAGCUGCCCAGCUUCCUAGCAAACGUGCACGAAGCAUACUACCAGCAGAGCGCCCGGAGCUUAGUGCCUGAGGAGCAGAGGUUGUUUGCUACCAAGCCAGGAGGUGGGGCUUUGGUUUUCCUUGAGGCCUAAACAAUGUAAAAAAUCUCAGAGAAACUAUAGGGCAUUUAGGAACUGGCAGAACUUCUUAUGCCACAGUAAAUUAAUCCUUUUUCUGUUUUAUGUUAUGAUGAACGGUUGCUAUUAUCAAGAUGUAUUUCCAAAGAAAUGGCUGAAAGCUCUCUAUGCUUCAUAAUGAUGAUUUUUCCAUCUUAAAAUAUGUUUUCUACCAGUAAGAGCCAAAAUUAUGCUUGGACAGAUCUCCUAAAGAUGAUUUACUGAGAUUUAUUGAUUUUAAGAUUUUUAAAGAUGAAUGGUAAAAGACUGACUCAAUACUGACCUCAUGGAUGGGACUUGAAUUAAACAUACUGCUACAAUUAAAUGGCUCCAAUUGAACUGUAUGUAAUAUUCUUAAGUACAGUUUAUUUCUGGUUUCUCUUGGCAUUCUUCUUCCUCAAAGUCAUAGUCUUCUGUUGAUAAUCAUGAUGAUAGUGAUGCUGGAAAUUCUUUCUUGAUUCAAGCUUCAGAAUGCUAUUAAAAUAAUACAUUAUUAAAGAUUCACAGGUUUUCCUGGACCUAGUAUACUUAAAUGUUGAUUUCCCCAGUUAUCAAGACAAGAAGGAUCACUUAAUUAAAAAUACUUUUUUUUGCAAAAGAUGGAUUUCAGAAGAAAAUCCUAGGUUCAUCAAAUUUUUGUUAACCAUGUGAUAUCACAUAAACAAUUGCUUUCAAUUCUUUUGGCCCUGAGCUUUUUCUGUCACUUAUUGGAGAAAUUUAGAUAAAAGACACUUUAAGUCUUUAUCUCCAUUCACAUUGAAAUAGAUCAUCAUCUGAAUGAUAAUUCAGGUAAUUCAGUUUGUUCAUGAAAUUUACUUUCUUUACACUCUAUGCUAUCUUUUCUCAAAUGCCUCUCUAAUCCAGAAGACGUGCUUACUGUUCCACGCAUCCCUUGCUUUCCUUUGUUGUGUGUCUAGCAUACCUGUAGGCCAGGUAUGCAGGUAUGUGGAUGACGGUAGGAAAUGGCUUAGAGUGGGUUCUGGGAUGGGAGGGGUGUUGUUGGGUGCCUAUAUAUGUUACGAAAAGUGGGCAGAAGUGUUUGUCCAUUUCCUGAUGGUAAAUGAAUGGCUUUCUCUCAUGGAUACACUAUACAUAAUGCUGUAUAUGAAGAUCUAGACCAAAAAACAUUUUGCUGAUGUAAUCAGAAAUUGAAACAGCAGUGGUUUUAUGGCAUGAAUUAUCCAGAAAAUUAUCACAGUUUUCUAUUAUUCUAUGAUUGUUUUUGCUCAUUAAUGUGCAACUUAAAGAUCAGACAUCAUCAUCUUGAAUCUCAGUUUUAGAGAGGCUCAGGUGAAGCUGGUUGUAAUAUUUCUCAAAGGACAACAGUCACAUAUAAAGUACUAGGAAAUCUAUAUUAUCCUGUUCUGAAAUAAACUUUUGGUGCUGCAUCAUUCUUUCCAGAAGGAUAAAUGCUUGAGAAAACUUAAGUCAAAUUUUGUUUAAAAAAAAUUGUUUUAUAAACCAAAUAAUCCAAAAUCUGAAUUGACUUAAAAUUAACUCCUGUGUUUUUUAGUACCUUUCCAUUUUUCACAAAAGAUCUGUCAUAUGUAAAUAACUCUUUAGGGACACUUGGAUUACCAUUAAAAAAAAGAAAAGGGCACUUGCCAUUGCCUUGGUAUUCUAUUUAAAUUUUUCACUAUGAGAUUCCAUCUGUACAAUACGUGAGUAAAAAUUUACAGUGUGUGCUCUGCUUUGGAAGACACUGUGGUUCUAAUCCAGGGAUCUACUUCAUAUUUGUCUUGAUGUCUGGCUUGAAGAAAAGAACUAUUUUUUCGGUCAAACCAUCACCCAGUGUUAUUCUAGAAAUUAUGAGAGAUAUCAAACUAUUUUGGAAAGGAUGGGACUAGGGAAACUGGAAAAAUGUUUCAUGUAGAAGAUGGAACUUAAGCGGGGCCCUAGAGGAAAAGUAGAAUUGGAAAACUUGGGAAUAGGCAUUGUAGAUGAGCAAAGUUUGAGCCUGGGUGAACGUGCUGUGUUCAGAAGGCUCAGUGGGAGUGAAGGGUCUGCCUUAGGAUAUUGUGGAGAAUAAGAUUGGCCAUACUGGCAGGAGCCAGCUUUUGAAGAGCUCCAAGUCCAGCAUUUAGACCAGGGGUUGCAAAUCAGCAGCUAAUAGGCUACAUCUGGUCUAUAGAUAUAUUUAAUUUUGCUCCCAGAGCAUUUAAAAAUUUAGGGUCCUAAUCAGGAGUUUUACAGAAGAAUCUGGAUCACUGAUGGUGGGCGAUGUGGUCACACAGUGGCCUCCAUUCCCACAGGGUGGCGACGGCCUAGACUUGAGGUGGUAGCUGCCUUGCUUAGAUGGGGCCUGGACUCUCCCACGCGGUACAGUUUCCACUACUCCGAGGAGUUUCCCUGAUACUCAGCCAUUUACCAUUUACCUGCUGACAUCACUUGCCCUUUACCAGCACACUUGCACAGGUGUUUUCUUACACUAAAUGAAUAAUUCUCUGUACCCAUGUCUCUAGCAGUAGUAGUUAAGAGACACCAAGAAAAAUGGGACAAAAAAUUUUCUUUUAUGGAAGUAAAGAAUAGUCCUGUUUAAUGUUAGUUUUAUUCCUUUCUAGUUGAUACAGGAAUCUGAUUAGAUUACUUGACCUUGGGUUUUGACAUUACACCUGUGGCCAAUAAGGAUUGCUCUUGAUUAUUGAGUAGAAGCCUGAUAGGCUGAAAAGAAAGAGCUCUCUCCUAUUCCUGACCUCAGAUUGUCCAGCCUUCAUCUUUAUUGUACACUAUUCUCACCUGCCCAUAAGUUGAGGAGCAGAAGAAGAGAGGACAAAGAAAACUAGAAAAAAGGGACAGUCUCCCCUCUUUUCUUGUCUUUCUCAUGCUUGAAUCCUGUUUAGAACCUUAUCAUUUCUGUCUUAUGUUUCAGUUAAUUGAGAGCAGGGACCAUUCAUCUAACCUAGUUAUCAGAAUUCAAUACAUUCUUAUUGAGUUAUUAGCCAUAAAUAAACUGUGACUUCAGACACCAAUAAUUUUCUAUUAGUUUGAAAUUCUCACUGCAUUUGGAUGUUAUAUAACUGUCCCUGGUGAGAAGAAAGGGAUGGGAUAUAAGUGAGCAUGAAGUUAUCACUAAUAUGUAAAAUAGAGAUUUUCCUAAAUGGGCAUGUGGAUGGCUGAAUAACAAGAAUGUAUUGUAUCCUGCCACUGUAACUUGGAUGUGAAACCAUAUCUUGCUUAUUAAAUAUAAGUCCAGUCUAUAGAGGAGAAGCUAGAGAGAGAAUUCUCAAUUAUUUUCAAAAAGGAAACAUACCAUUCCAUGUAGGAACUCCUCAAAGUCAUUCCCAACUUCAUAUGGUUUCUUGGUAGCCUUUACUUGGAGUCUAAUCAUUGAAUAAAGAAAAUCAGUAAUCAAACUGUUGUACUGACACCAACUAAGAGUCAACAUUUAUGAUAAGUUUAAUACACUGGGCAUUUGCCAGCAUUUUACAUACUCCCGACAAUAAUCUCACAACAAGUCUUGUGAAGUAGAUACUAUUAUUAUCCUACAUUUUAAAUAAGGAAAUAGGCCCAGAUAGGUUAAGUAACCUGCCUACAGUCCUACAGCUAGCAACAGAGGAUUUGAACCCAAGCAGUGUGACGUGAGCCUUCUGGUCCAGCUCACAUGUGACAUGUAUCCCCGGUGAAGCAUCCUCUUCAGUGAGAUGGUUCACACAGUUUUCCCUUAACUGAUUCCACUUGCCUGGCUUCAGCACACACUUCAGAGAUUGUCAGAGGGGACAGAAGAGUAAAAGGGACUGGCAGGGGAAGGAUCUGGUCGGGGGAGAGAGGGAAGGAAAGGCCAGAGUGUGAGGGUGCUUACGAGGCUGUAAGCCCAUUGAGGGAAGGAAUCAGAAAUCUACCUACCAUGAGUUCUGUCACCAAAUACUCAUUCAAGAAGUCUUCCUGCAGGAGUUGUACAGUUGAGUUCAGGAGGCGGUAGAACCUUUCAGAGAUCUGUGGACGAGGGGAGAGGCAGAGGCAGGCUAGGGAAGGACAGGUAGGGACUCGGGACAAGGGAGAAUAUUAGCAAGAGGAAGACAGACUGAGAGAAAGAAAAAUGAAAAGGGUAUUAUAAAGCUGUCAAUUUCACUGGCAAUUUUCAAAUGAAACAUUUAAAAAUUAUUUUUCUUCCAUGAAAUUUGUAGGAAGUAAAAUUUUCUGAAAAUACCAAAUAUACUUUGCUGAAGUAUAACAUCUGCAUUAGCCGACCCCCCCUUGCAAACCUACUGUCCGGUCUCCUUAGCAUCGAGCCUAGUGCUCUCUUGAGGACACACAGGGCUGCCUCCUAGGGUCACGUGAGCUAGUGCUCCGUGACUGACAGGUGCCUCCUCUUCAUUUCCCUCCUUUAUCUCUGCCAGUUUUCUCUCUUCAACCUGGAUGUUCUCUUCACUUCUUAUCAUCUUCUGGGUCUGUCUUUCCCUGCUUUUCUCAUAUCUGGCCUUACAGUUUGGGUGUCUUUCUCAGAGUCCUAUUUAAACACACUCUGGAAUCUCUCCAGUGCCCUUCCCCGUGACCCCCUGCACUCACAAGUCAUCCUCAGACUCUGGUUCAUCUCACUUCCUUAAAAUAAACCCAUCCUCCAACUUGCUUUUUUAAUUUACAGUCUCCUUCCCUUUUUUCCUUUUUAAAAGCUUCACUGAGACAUGUCAUGCACCAUAAAAAUACACCCUUUUAAAGUGUACAACUCAGUGGAUUUUUAGUAUAUUCAGUUUUACAACCAACACCAAUACCUAAUCCCCCAUCUUUUUGAUAGAUUUUCCUCUCCAUGAGUAUCUCUUUUUUGAAGAUUACAGGUGGAAACUUGUGCUAUGCCCGUAGAUUUAGCAGGCACAUGGGAUAUUUAAGUAUCCAAAUGAGUAUUUUUCCAUUCAUUUUCUCCAGCAAUGUGCCAUUGCAUAAAACAUAUUUGAAUGCUUUUUCUGAGUUGCUCUGAGAACUCUACGUUUUCCUGAAUAUCCUCAGUGGUGAGAAAUCCUAUCCCGUGUAGACUUGAUUUGGGGGAACUUGUGAAAGUCACCUGGAAUCAGACUUUAGGUGUUGUGAACGGGAGAGCUGGGUGUAAGAUCUUCGGCGGAAAGUGACAUAAAAUUCUAAAAUAAUGGGCUGCAUUGUCUCAUGUGACUGGGAAACUGGCUUUGGAAGUUUCAGAAUAGGAAGGGAAGCAGGCAGCGUGACUGGCGCAAGUGGUGCUCCACCCACGGCUUGUUUGAAGGGCUGCACUCAUCUGAUACUUGUUCUUGCACAUGUGGAUGUGUUGGAAGAAGUGGAUUAGCCUCAAUACUUUAUAGCUUUCCUUUUUAUACUCUAAUUAAUAAAAUAAACAAAUUAAAUGAGCCCAAUUUGCCUUACUUUAGUGGGGGACAUGUUUGUACGCAGAGGGCAGAAGGGGAACAAAGAACUAGCCCAGGAGAGACCAGCUAAAUAGGUUUAUAUUCUAGUUCACAUCUUCCCUAGGGCGGGGUAGGGUUAUGGGUUUAUGUUUUAAAAGGUGUUCAGCUUAAGUCCUCUGGCUGGAGGAGUAAAAGGA